Molecule: messenger RNA, 4460 nt
Organism: Schistosoma haematobium
Lineage: Eukaryota; Metazoa; Platyhelminthes; Trematoda; Strigeidida; Schistosomatidae
Gene: CHTF18
Product: Chromosome transmission fidelity protein 18
Exons: 14
Coding region: 92-2812 (906 amino acids)
Molecular function (GO): ATP binding; ATP hydrolysis activity
Source: RefSeq, a predicted model, not a curated record
AUUCAAGGUUGACACACAUUUUACAGCAGGCAUGAAUCAACCGCGUCUUUUCAAGCUGAGUACAGGACCUUGAAUAAUCACAUCACUGUAAAUGUUGGGCUGUGAUUGUAGUGAUGAUGAUCUUGAUAGAUUACUUGAAAUUGAUGAAGAAGUAAAGUAUGAAAAUCAACAAUUACCGAUUGUCGACUUGUACACAAAUAACCGCUCCCCAAAUCCUAGCCAUAAGAGAACUCUAUCACUGGAUUUAGAGCAAUGUAGCUCAUCAAAAAUAUUAAAGACAUUAGUGGCUGACCAUGAGGAGGACAAGCUCCAAGAUAAUAUUCAGCCAUGUACAUCUAUACCAACGAAUGCUGGUCUAUUGAAAAGGAUUCCAUUGGUCGGGGAUUAUGUUUCAUUGACGUUUAAUAGUGGUGAACGAUUUUAUCUGAGUUUUGGUGAAUCCGACAUUGAUGAUUUACCUGAUAAAUUUAACAAGUAUUCUUGUAACUAUGAAUCAUCAGAUUUGGUGUAUAAAGCUGAGGAACUUCUGAAGAAUUCCAAGUCUAACAUGAUCAGUGCACAAAUCGGAGAGAAACACGGAGAAUCUGGUUUCGCACAGCUAUGGACUACAAAAUAUUCCCCAUCUACUUAUUUAGACUUGAUAUCGGAUGAGACUACUAAUCGAACUCUCCUCAGGUGGUUGAAAGCCUGGGACCCAUAUGUAUUCGGGAAACCAGUACCUAAAACUCAAGUUAAGUCAAAUCCGAAUCCAGGGCUGGUACCAUACAAGUCGAAUGAUAUUGAAGCUAAAGCUGGUGAAAUUAAUCCUCGUGAUGGACUACCUCUGUAUAGACUGGUGUUAAUUUCUGGACCUCCAGGUUUAGGAAAAACUACUCUUGCUCACUUGUUGGCACAGCAUGCUGGAUAUCAAGUAGUUGAAAUAAAUGCGAGCGAUGAUCGUAGUUUAGGUGUACUACGUGAUCGUUUAACGACAGUCGUUUCUAGUUCAACCAGUUUAAAUACGUCAAAGAAGACAAGUUUUUGUAAUCAUGGAACAAAUCUUAAGCCGUGUUGUUUGAUCAUGGAUGAAAUAGACGGAGCUAUGCCUGUAGUAGUUGAACUAUUAGCGAAUGCUGCGAAAAAUACUUUGUCGUCUAAUACUGAACGACAACAACAGCGAAAUAGACGUGCUAAUCCUCCAUUAGUUUUACGUCGUCCUGUUAUCUGUAUAUGUAAUGAUCUAUAUUCUCCAUCGAUUCGAGCGUUACGAGCUCCCGGAAUACCUUGCUUAACUAUACGUAUACCUAUUGUUGACUUAGGUCGAUUGGUUUCUAGACUUGAUUUAAUAACUAAAACAGAAGGAUUAUCUCUUGACAAGAUAACCCUUACACAAUUGGUAGAAAUGUCUGAUCGAGAUAUUCGUUCGUGUUUAAAUACAUUGCAAUUCUUGAAUUCAGUAAAAUCUUUAGGUAAUAAUAUAAACCAUAAAUCAGGUUGUUUGUCAGUGAAUGAUAUCUUAUCCCUGUCCCAAUUUCAUAACGGUGGCCUGAAAGAUGUUCAGAAAAGUGUAUUUGAUGUGUGGAAAGCUGUAUUUACCAUACCUUCAUCUCGUUUACUUUCAAAUCGUAGAAUAACCAGGUCUGAAUGCAAUAAUAAUAAUAAUAAUAAUAAUAAUAAUAAUAAUACAAGGAGAAGAUAUGGUAAAAAUCAUGAUACUCAAUCUGCUAGACUAGCCUAUAUAAUGGACGUUACAGAAGCUUCUACUGAUCAUCAACAAAUCACACUGGGUAUAUUUGAGAAUUAUCUUUAUGGUCAUUUAAAGGAUGCUACCUUACGAGUAGCUUGUCAGGCAUCUGAGUGGUUUGUGUUCGACGAUUUGCUUAACACUUGUGUACAAACUAAAUCGAAUUAUUCACUCCUACGUUAUGCUAAUUUCUUGCCUUGCUGGUUUCAUAUGGCUUUAGCUACACCAUCAGGUCUUUUCAACAAAUUUACUACUGCUAAUAACACAUCAACCGGAAAUGUCAAAUAUGUAGGCGGUUUACGUUGGCCUUCUACUCCUUUGGAAACUGCUGCCACUCGUUCACAUUAUUUGGCAAUAUUGGAUCAGUUAUAUUCAAACCAAUGGAACCUACCUCAAUGUAAAUCUGAUAAGUCUGUCAGUAAUUUUAACAGUUUUCGAUUUCUACCACGUCGUCAUUUUUUAUUAGAUAUGGCACCUACUUUAAUUACUCUUUUGAGUAUGAUCGCUUCCACUCUUCGGCCGUUGAGUGCAGAGUUGUAUAGUCAACAUGAGAAAUUAGCGCUUGACAAUUUAGUCAAUUUAAUGUUAAAUCUUGGUUUGAAUUUGUUAGCAGAACAGGAUUCUGAGAGUAACGAAGUUCAAUAUCAACUUAAUCCGCCGUUAGAUCUUGUUGCUUGUUUCACAAAGACAAGUAGUUUGAAGUCACUUGGAUAUGCUACUAAACAGUUUAUUGCACGUGAGUUAGAAAUUGAAAGAGUUCGACGUUCUGAAUCAAUGAUUAAUCGAAAUGUUAAUAAGUCAGAAGCUUGUAAUGCCACCACCAAAUCGGAUUCCAAACCAUCACUCGAGAAUUUAAUGGAUACUGUAUCACAAAAAUCAAAACUUAUUGGUACAAAAAGUUCAAAGGUGAAAAAAGAUUUCUUUGGACGCAUAAUCAAUGAAAAAAUGAAUAUUUCUAGUACUGUGAAUACAACUGAAGAUUGCGGUGAGCAAAGAGAGUCCAUUGUCGACCGAGAUAUUUACUACCGCUUUAAGGAGGGCUACUCAAAUGCAGUUCGACGACCGGUUACUAUGAAAGAAUUCUUGUAAAUGAACUUGGAGCUUUUACAAACAUUUUAAGUAUAGUUGCAGAGUAAAAGUAAUUUCACUUAGUACUUCAUUUUCUUGUUAAUUAAUCCUAUUGUUUGUCUGCAGUAUUUUGGAUUUCCACAAAUUGAUUCUUUUGUAUGUUUGUCGAAGAAUUGACAACUGCGAGUUGGGUCAACUAUAUAUAUAUAUCUUCAUUAUUAUGUAUGCAGUUGCAUAUGAGUUUCCUCAGGAUACUCAGUUAUUUUGUGAGAUUUCUCAUUUACAAUAGUAACCCAAUACAAUGAGUUUCCUCUCUGUUACUGUAUUUACACAUAUCGAUUCUAUGUAUGUAAUGGUCAGUGUUUUUAGAACUAGUUAUCACUUGUUCGUCUUAUUUUGUAGUUACCUUUAAAAUGAUUUAACAACUGAAUUUUAUCACUAUUUUCUGAAACGUAGUGGUUGCAGAGGAUUUACUCGAACUGUUUUGAUCCAGGCUCCCUAAUAAACAUCAUAAUGCACUAUGAUCAUUCUUAUCCGCAACAUUUACCUAUAAUUUACUUUUGUGUGUGUUAUAACUUGUGAACCUAUGUGCCCUGUAUAUUGUAUAACGCAACGAAACCGCCAAUCAGAGAGCAGCAGAGUAUCGACCGAACCAGUGAUGCAUAAAACACAUGUGAGCAGCCUAGAGUCCAGAUCAGUCCUGCUUUCCGCCUAGCUCAGCCAGUUGAGUCCAGAACACCAAUCUCAGCCUUUGCAAUAUGAAUCAUUAUAUUUCAAACAUACUGAGUUUAUAUACCAAUCAAACAGACCAAAUCGUAACAUAAAAUAGGAAAAAACAUCUAUACAAGAAUUAGCCAGAUGUGGGUGUGAAUGAGGGUAGUGAUUAAUAUACUGGGUAUAACUCAAGAAUGGUAAAACGUAUCAUAAUAGUUUAUGGGUCAAAAUAAAGCUUAUACUAAGAGGAAUAUGAAUAUGCAUAGUUUAGUUACUUAAUAAUUAUACACUAGAAGUAUACGUUUAGUACUGGUCCAUCAACAGAUCCCAAAAGUUACCAUUCAUUAUUCUUGUCAGGACACAACCAUGUGCUUCAGUUAUUUGUACAUUAUUUACACUCAACAAAAGUUCCGUCAUAGUCCCGUUGCAGUGAGCAUUCUUAGAUAGUGAGACAGCUACGGUCUACUUAUACACUUGUUCAAUAAUAAUAGUGACGUCUUCCCGUUUGCCCACAGAUGUUCUUGUAAUUCAACCGAUCGUCACGAGGUACAUGCAUCCGCAUUUAAAUAUAUGUGUAUCCCACCCAAAUAUAUAUAAAGACAUAUACAACGAAUGGUUAAAAUACAGUGAUAUGCAUAUGUACCCAGAAGGCCUCUAACACUUGUGUCGCUUAUUUGACACCACCAGGCGGAUAGCAGUAAUAUAUUUACUUCAUGGAAAGUCGUGAUUGUGUCUUGUUGCAAAGAUAGUCAUGUUACGUAAGUCGCCGUUGUCGAUAUCUAUUGCUAGGUCAGCAUCCUUAUACACUGACGUCUGUUAAGGUACCGAAUAUUUUAUCUCAGCUGUGGAAAGUUUAAUUUACCCGAAGUACUUACAGUCGAUUUUCCAGAGUUGAUUGCAGUUACAGGAGUGAAUAUAUUCUAGACUGAGACAAAUUACACAUUAAGCACUGCAC